This is a messenger RNA of Penicillium longicatenatum, 1158 nucleotides long. Its product is annotated as sugar phosphate isomerase/epimerase family protein. Bases 1 to 1158 code for a protein of 385 amino acids. NCBI's taxonomy places the organism in Eukaryota, Fungi, Ascomycota, Eurotiomycetes, Eurotiales, Aspergillaceae. The transcript has a single exon. The record is from RefSeq and is a predicted model, not a curated record.
AUGUCCUCCCUAUGGCCCCCUCAGCAACGAAACGAGCUCGGUAUCGCCACACUCUCCCUCGGCAACUGGCGAGAGCACACACUCACUCCACGACUCGAAGCGGCAGCAAAAGCCGGCUACCAAUGGAUUGAUCUAUUUGAUGAAUGCUGGGCCGCAUACCUGGUGGAACAUGGUCUCUCAGGCGAACAGCUUUGGGAAGCCACCCCGGAAAAUCUACGCGUUGCGCGCAAGUUGGGCGAUCUGGUAAAAUCUCUCGGAAUGCGAAUCGCCUGCACACAGCCUCUUCGCAUGAUUGAGGGUAUCAAAGACCCGGUUGAGCGUCGUGCAACUUUGGAUCUCGUUGCGAAGCGGUUUCCGUUUAUGCGUGCUUUUGAUACCGAUCUGGUGUUUAUGUGUGCUAGUAUACGCACGGACAAUGGUGUUACUUCAGAUCUUAAGGUUGUCGCUAAGGAUUUGGCAGAGCUGGGUGACAUCGCGGCGGCGUAUGCUAAGGCGGAUGGUGGGAGAAUGUUGAAAAUUGGGUAUGAAGGGUUAUCUUGGGCGACGAGGAAUACUUGGUCUGCGUCGUGGGAGGCUGUGCGGUUUGCUAAUCGGCCUAAUGUCGGGUUGAUUGUUGACGCAUUCAAUAUUCUUGCUGUUGAGUUUGCGGAUCCGUAUAAUCCUGCUGGUCAUGGACGUAUUUACCCUACUUUAGAGGAAUCGCUGGAGGUGUUGACUGGGUCUCUUGCGUCUUUGGCCGCUACCGUUCCUGGAGAUCGGAUCUUUUUCUUCCAGUGCGGUGAUGCUGAGUUGAUGAAUCCGUCGACAUUUUUCCCUCCUGAAGAUCCAAGCAUUCCUGCUCUUCUACCUUGGUCGCGCAGCCAUCGACUCUAUCCACUUGAACAGUCGCGUGGUGGUUACAUGCCCGUUGAGCUUGUGGCUGCCGCCGUGCUCGGGACAGGGUAUAAAGGACCUAUCUCGCUCGAGGUUUUCAAUGCGUCUUUGAACAAAGCUGGGGACGACAUUGCGACGACGCAUGCUGUUCGCGGUAUGGACAGUCUGAAGAAGUUGUACGACACAGCAACAAAGCUUGCGCCAUUCUGGAAAAACCCAGCCCACGCCCAGCAAGCCAUUGCUCAAGUAAUUCAACGCUUAAGGACGACAAACCACCGGUUAUGA